AUGGCGUCGGCCACCCGCCUCAUCCAGAAGAUCCGCAACUUUGCGGCCGGGGUAAGAACCGAACCGGGCUGGGAACCGGCAGGCAGACUCUAACGCAGUGUUCCCCAACCUUGGGUCCCCAGAUGUUAUUGGACUACAACUCCCAUCAUCCCUGACCACUGGUCUUGCUAGCGAGGGAUGAUGGGAAUUGUAGUCCAAAAACAGCUGGCGACCCAAGGUUGGGGAACACUGCCUAACGCAGGCAUAGGCAAACUCCAGCCCUCCAGAUGUUUGGGACUACAAUUCCCAUCAUCCCUGACCACUGGUCCUGAUAGCUAGGGAUCAUGGGAGUUGUAGUCCCAGAAACAUCUGGAGGGCCAGGUUUGCCUAUGCCUGCUCUAGAUCAGCCUUUCUCAACCUGUGGAUCCCCAGAUGUUGUUGAGCUACAACUCCCAUCACCCUUAGCUAAGCAAGGCCAGAGCUCAGGGAUGAUGGGAGUUGUAGUCCAAUAACAUCUGGGGACCCGCAAGUUGACAACUGCUGCUCUAAGGCAGUGUUUCCCAAGCUUGGGUCUCCAGCUGCUUUUGGACUACAGUUCCCAUCAUCUCUAACCACUGGUCUUGCUAGCUAGGGAUGAUGGGAGUUGUAGUCCAAAACACAGCUGGACAGCCAAGUUUGGGAAACCCUGCUCUAAGGAUCCCUGUGGCAACGGUAGUGGGAAAUUAUGCCUGGUGGAUUUAGAAUCAUAGAAUCAUAGAGUUGGAAGAGACCACAAGGGCCAUCGAGUCCAACCCCCUGCCAAGCAGGAAACACCAUCAGAGCACUCCUGACAUAUGGUUGUCAAGCCUCUGCUUAAAGACCUCCAAAGAAGGAGACUCCACCACACUCCUUGGCAGCAAAUUCCACUGUCCAACAGCUCUUACUGUCAGGAAGCUCUUCCUAAUGUUUAGGUGGAAUCUUCUUUCUUGUAGUUUGGAUCCAUUGCUCCGUGUCCGCUUCUCUGGAGCAGCAGAAAACAACCUUUCUCCCUCCUCUAUGUGACAUCCUUUUAUCUAUUUGAACAUGGCUAUCAUAUCACCCCUUAACCUCCUCUUCUCCAGGCUAAACAUGCCCAGCUCCCUUAGCCGUUCCUCAUAAGGCAUCGUUUCCAGGCCUUUGACCAUUUUGGUUGCCCUCCUCUGGACACGUUCCAGUUUGUCAGUGUCCUUCUUGAACUGUGGUGCCCAGAACUGGACACAGUACUCCAGGUGAGGUCUGACCAGAGCAGAAUACAGUGGCACUAUUACUUCCCUUGAUCUAGAUGCUAUACUCCUAUUGAUGCAGCCCAGAAUUGCAUUGGCUUUUUUAGCUGCCGCGUCACACUGUUGGCUCAUGUCAAGUUUGUGGUCAACCAAGACUCCUAGAUCCUUUUCACAUGUACUGCUCUCAAGCCAGGUGUCCCCAUCUUGUAUUUGUGCCUCUCAUUUUUUUUGCCCAAGUGCAAUACUUUACAUUUCUCCCUGUUAAAAUUCAUCUUGUUUGUUUUGGCCCAGUUCUCUAAUCUGUCCGUUCCCCCCCCCCGCAUGGUUUCCCAUCCGAUAGCCUAGCCCUGUCCCCUUUCUGUACAAGGGAUCAUGGGGGUUGUAGUCCUUCUCCUUGAUUAAAAUGGGGAACCCCCCCCCCAUUUUUUUUUUAAAAGGCAGUUAAAUGGCAAUCCAAUGAAUAUGGCUUCUUCUGCAAAACAAUAGGAUGCCCCACAAAACUAGAAUUCCCAACACCCUUAAAACUACAGUUCCCAGGAGUUGGGGGGGAGAAUCAUGUGCUUUAAAUGGGACUAAGUUUAGUUGUUUUAACUGCAAUUCAAAGCCACAUACUCUAAAUAUGCUUUAGAUGCAUGUUGUGGCUGUGACUUUUCAUUCAUCGCCUUGCUUGCAAUGAAACCUAAAGCAGGCCCAUUGAAAUACGUUUGUUUAUUUAUUUAUUUAUUUAUUCAUUCAUUCUUUUCAAGUUUAUACAUUUCACUAAUUUUAUAUAUUUCACUAAUUUUACAAUCAUUUUGACAUUUCAAAACUCGACUUCCUUCACCCUCUUUCUGACGUUCCUUAAAUUUGUUUUUAAUAUCUCCUGCAUAUCCAAAUUAAUUUAAUUUGCUCAUUUAUUCAUCUUCUUUAAAUAUAUACUCUUAUAAAACUGCAGGUUAUUACAAUAAUCCUGACAGUGUUUUUAUCUACUGUAUUUAUAAUUCAUCUGUAAAUAUUCAAUAAACCAUUUCCAUUCUUUUAUUUAAAAAACUUGUUAUCUUGAUUUCUUAUACUUGCGGUAAGUUUCUCCAUUUCUGCAUAUUCCGUUAAUUUUUGUAUCCAUUCUUCCUUCGCUGGGAUUUAUGCAUCUUUCCAUUUUUUGGGCAAGUAAUACGAUUUCUGCUCAUUGAAAUGCUAUUACAGUGGUACCUCGGUUUUUGAUCAUCUCAGAAACCGAACGUUUUGGUUUUCGAACGCCAGAUACCCAGAAGUAAUUGCUUCCAUUUUGGAACACUUUUCGGAAGUCAAACGGUCUUCCGGAAUGGAUUAUGUUCGAAAUCUGAGGUACCACUGUAUUAACUUGGUUUCAGAUUGCCAGUUCUUGUUGCAGUUUAGCUUUUAAGAAAACACAGGCUUCCUGCCCUCCAGGUGGCACACUUGACUUGAGACUUGCCCCUCUUUGUCUUUCUCCCUUUUUUUUAACAGCGAGAUCUCCAAGCGAAACUUCAGCUUCGUUACACAGAGAUUGCCAAGAGGUAAGGGGGGUUUGUCAAGUGUGGGAGGGGUUCAUUCGCUGCUUUUCCCUGGAAGGGAACCAAAGCCCUGGGUUCAGAUCUCAGCCACAGGCCUCUCUCCCCCAAUGAAACAAGUUCUGAAUUGCACAUAUGAUUGACUUUCAGGAGAAAGUCAGAGCUGGGACAGCUCAGUCAGCAGAGCAUGAGACUUUCCAUCUCAAAGUCAUGGGUUCGAGCCCUACAGCGGGCAAAAGGUUCUUCCAUUGCAGAGGGCUGGACGGCGAGAUGACCUUUGAGGUCCCCUCCAACCCUACAAUUCUAUGGAAUCCUAAAACGUUUCUGUUUGCCCAGACAUUUGAGGCUGAAAGACACUGUUUCCAAUAACCCUGAGAUAAUGGUUUAAAAAAACACAAAACUAAUAUGUUUUAUUACUGCUGUCGGGGCUCCUUCAUUUGGAAGGGUGGGAUAUAAAUCAAGUAAUGGAGAAGAAAUUUAGAGUAUUGAGUAAAUUUAUUGAUGAACAAUAUUUAUUUUGUACAUUACAGUGGUGCCUCGCAAGACGAAAAGAAUCCGUUCCGCGAGUCUCUUCGUCUUGCGGUUUUUUCGUCUUGCGAAGCAAGCCCAUUGGCGGUUUAGCGGAUUAGCACUAUUAGCGGCUUAGCGGGCUUAGCGGAUCAGCUGAUUAGCGGCUUAGCGGAUCAGCUGUUAAGCGGCUUAGUGGCUAACGGAUCAGCUGAUAAGCGGCUUAGCGGAUCAGCUGAUUAGCGGCUAGCGAUCAGCUGUAGCGGCUUAGCGGAUCAGCUGAUGAGCGACUUAGCGGCUUGGGAAAAGGGGGAAAAAAAGCCCCGCAGGAACUCUCAAGACAUUUUCGUCUUGCGAAGCAAGCCCAUAGGAAAUUCGUUUUGCGAAGCACCUCCAAAACGGAAAACCCUUUCGUCUAGCAGGUUUUCCGUCUUGCGAGGCAUUCGUCUUGCGGGGCACCACUGUAUAUCUCACCUUUCCUGCAAGGAGCUCAAGGUCAUGUAGGUAGUUUUCCUCCUCAUUCUAUCCUCACAGCAACCCUGUGAAGUAGGCCAGCCUGAGAGUGAGUGAACAACCCAAUGAGCUUCCAGGCUGGGUGGGAGGAUUCGCACCCUCCACCUGUGAGUUCCAUUAUUACUGUGAAUAAAGGCUCUAUAUUGUCUUAAAACAAGCCAGACAUUUGCAUAUGCCGAUGGUGCUUGAGUGGUCAUGUGCCUCAAUAUCUGUGUAAGAAAUCAAAUCAUGCCAUAUUACGGGGAGGAAAUGUCAUUUGAGCUCAGCCCUUUAGAUUCCUUUCGAUUUAUAGGAGAUCAGUCCUGUUGUUUGCUAAUGACUUGUCAGAUAAAUGAACCAAACCUGUUAGACUUCCCCCUUCCAUUGUUUGACCUUCUUAAACGUCUUGUUCUUUAGGACUCAGCCACCUCCACGCCUCCCUGUCGGCCCCAGCCAUAAAUUUGCAAACAAUUACUACUGCACCCGCGAUGGACGCCGGGAGACUUUCCCUCCCAUUGUCCUUGUAUCAGCUCAGAAAAGGUUGGCUCCAGGGCAGCAACAUGCCAGGUAGGUUUUGUGUUCCUUUUGGUCUACACCCACUUCAGCCUAGCAAUCUUGGAAACUAAAUGGGGCCAAGCCUGGCUGUUAUUUGAUUCAAGAGCCUACAGAAAACACUCACCUACUGGACUGGCGCAGCCAAGGUAAAAUUGUAGACAGACAGCUGGCACAGCUUCAUCCCAGUGGCUCCUUUAGUUUCAUUUUGAGCUGUCAAUGGAUUAAAACUCUCUGGUCAGCCUGGGAUGUAUCCAGUUUAAUGAAGUAUUUUGGUGGAAAACUCUGCAGACUUCAGUUCCUAUCAUGUGCCUGUCUGGCAAGACAUGAAUUGUUGGUUUUUGACCACGUUUUAAAUUUCCCACAUUCAGUAACAGAGUAAGUAAAGGUAAAGGGACCCCUGACCAUUAGGUCCAGUCGUGACUGACUCUGGGAUUGCAGCGCUCAUCUCGCUUUACUGGCCAAGGGAGCCGGCGUACAGCUUCCGGGUCAUGUGGCCAGCAGGACUAAGCUGCUUCUGGCGAACCAGAGCAGCGCACGGAAACGCCAUUUACCUUCCCGCCGGAGCGGUACCUAUUUAUCUACUUGCACUUUGACGUGCUUUCGAACUGCUAGGUGGGCAGGAGCAGGGACCGAGCAACGGGAGCUCACCCCAUCACGGGGAUUCAAACCGCCGACCUUCUGAUCGGCAAAUCCUAGGCUCUGUGGUUUAACCCACAGCGCCACCCGCAUCCCUAGUAACAGAGUAGAAUCAUUUAAAUUAAUGGGCGUUACUAAUUUUGGGACUCUCCUUCCUUGGAGGUUUUUAAGCAGAGGUUUGGAAUUGUUUACGUGCUAUUCCUGCAUUGCAGGGGGUUGGAUUGGAUGACCUUUGGGGGAUCCUUCCAACUGUACAAUUCUGCGAUUCUACUGUAUGGUUCUAAUACAAAAACAAAACAAAAAACAACCAGUUAAAACUAUACAAUAAAAUGUCAACUAAAAUGCCUGCGGUAAUAAAGAAAAGGUGUGUAGCAAGCACCAGACAUUUAGGAGGGCCUGUCAACUGGAAGGAAGUUUCAUAGUAAACAUUAAGAGUGACUCCUCUGACAACCUGUGACCAGGCAGGGGGUAUAAGGGAUUUGCUCCUUGAGGGAUCUUGGACCCAAAUUAUUCAGAGCCUUUUAAAUUAAUACUAACACCCUGAACCUGUAGGUAUGACAGAGAGAGAAAUGUGUCUUUUUCCACUUCAUGUAUAACUUUGUGAAUCUCUAGUCAUCCUCAUCCCUUUGUUUUCCUGCUCUCUCCCAAACUGGAAAACUCCAAAUGGAAAGAGCUCUAACCUUUAAUAUUUUUCUUCAGAUCUUCACACCAUAUAGUAUGUGCCCUCUGAGGGGACUUGGCUUAAAAGCCUCAGUAUUCCUUUAAUCGAGCAGUGCUAAUAUUUGCUCUGCUUAAAUUGCAUUUUAACCUGUAUUUUAAAUUGUUUUUCCCCCUAUUACAUUUUUAUUGUAAUUUUACUGGUGUUUGCCGCCCUGAGCCUGGCUCUGACCAGGGAGGGUGAGGUAUAAAUAAAAUUUAUUGUUAUUAUUGGGCGGGGUAUAAAUAAAAUUUAUUGUUGUUGUUGUUGUUGUUGUUAAUCUUUCCACCAAAGCUGGAAGCCUUAUUGAGUAAACUUAACAUUCUGUAUUCAAAACUAAUAUGAAAUCAAUUAAAAAGUUUCAGUCUUAUUUUUCAGUUGUUUUUCAGGGGUCCCCCUACAUUCUUGUACCCUUUGAGGAUUUGGAAAUGUAACCAUCUUCUGUUUCUCUUCCCCUCCAGCUCAGAAUCUUCUAUUGCACCAACGGAAAGAAAGCCCGUGAAACCUGGCCCUGCGCCACGGAAAUGGGAACUUUCGAAAGAUGAGCCUUAUUUGUGA
Messenger RNA from Podarcis lilfordi (Lilford's wall lizard), 6173 nucleotides. Lineage: Eukaryota; Metazoa; Chordata; Lepidosauria; Squamata; Lacertidae. The record is from the annotation of a GenBank genome assembly.